Molecule: messenger RNA, 822 nt
Organism: Penicillium nucicola
Lineage: Eukaryota; Fungi; Ascomycota; Eurotiomycetes; Eurotiales; Aspergillaceae
Exons: 1
Coding region: 1-822 (273 amino acids)
Source: RefSeq, a predicted model, not a curated record
AUGGCUGCCGAGAUACGACCAUUUACCAAAAGACUGCAUGGCUGUACGGACUACCUUCCUCUCACCGCGAAAUUUGAACGCGAACUAACCUCAAUCAAUUCUUCAGGGUUCCUCAGCCGCAGCUUGUCACGACUGGAAGAGGGCCCAGAUGAGGCCGAAAAACCAUUCGUGAGCAAGCGAUCCAGCAUGGACGAUUCGAGCGACGAGGAGAAUCUCAGCCUGCCAGUCGUGCGCAAACGCUCAUAUUGUCGCCCCAGAGCUUCGAUAGUGGGUAUAGCCUGUUUCGUCUUACUAGGAAUGAUUACUUUCGCCGUCUUGGUGACCGACAGCCGUAGCGGCAAAGUGCCUGAUUCCCGUCCACCACAGGCUCAGGGCGGAUCAGUCGUCACAGCGCACUGCGGUACUACACCCGAAGAAGCCAAAGCUCGCGGAUGCUUCUGGGAUAUCAUGAGCUUUGGCUGGAUGCAUCCUUCAUGUUUUGAUCGCGAGGAGUCCGCCCGUUGGGAGGCGCAAUAUGGGCCCUGGGAAUGGUACUCGGAGCGGCCGGGCAACGAGACGGACUUGGUGCCACUCAAGGCGGAAGAAUUGCCAUAUUCACCUGUUGUGUGGACAACGCAGGGCUACCAUGUUCAACAUUGUCUCUACGUUCUUAAGAUGAUCCACAUGGCGGCUUUGAUAGAGGCGUCGGUUUCUAACGAGGGGAUUGAACUUGGUCAUACGGACCAUUGCACAAAACUUAUCGGCAAUCCAGAGUUGGUGGAUUAUGCGGACGUCAACACACGGGUUCAUUUGCUCUUUGUUCAAUGCGUCUCUUUAACAUAA